AGCAGAACAAGGUAAACUUGGUGACGGCAGUGACGCUCUCUAUCGACCAGAACAAUAUAUGAUCAUUCAUCAAAUAUUUCAGAGGAUUCAAGAGUUGUAUGGAGCAGAAUCCACAUCAUGAUGAUUCUAUUUUCAAAGUAGGUUGACUUCAUUGGAACUAGACUCAAAUUAAAGACACCAGGAAUCGGACGGGACAAACUGCUAGGGAAGGACUACUUGCAAUUUCAAUGGCUGAUGUGAAGGAGAAAAACUUUCUAAAACUCAUAUGGCUCUUGAUGAAAUAUGGUGCCAAAGUUUUACAACACAGGAUUGAAUAUGAACUCAGAAAUCAAAAAUGGCAGAAAUUAUGUGAUUUUUUGCAGGAAAAAAAGCAUGAUAUAUUUCAUUUGACACUUUCCAAAAAAUGUUGCAAAUGCCCUGUGGGUGACGACUAUAGAGGUAAACCACCUUUGCCCAAGGAUGUUCUAGGACAGCUGUACGAAAAUUUAGAUCAAUGCUGUUCACCUAAAUUCAGGGGCUGUUGUUGCUGCAAGCUUUCACCUCAUACAGAUCUUAAUAAACAUGCUACUGAAUUAGACAUAACCCUCACAAGUUGUUUGCUGAAAAAUUUUCUUAUAGAAGAUUUAGGACAGAAACAAGUUAUUGAAAACAUUCGAAAAUUGAGGAAUGAUAAAGAGUUGUUACACAAGGGGAACGCUGAGGUAGAUGGUGACAGCUUUGCGAGGAUUUGGCUGCAGUUAUCUAAUGCAAUAAAAGAAGUAGCGGAAAAAUGUGAGCCAUAUUUCUACUCAGAGAUCAGGGUUGAAGUGGACAGACUGAAAACGCGUCCUCUGUCCAAGGAAGACACCAUCUCAUCUAUAAACACUUGGAAAGAGCUACAGGAGGAGUUUGGCAGCCCAGUUGAUAGACAACAGAUUUCUGAGCUCUGCCAGAGAUUAACACAAGUCUGCAGUGAUGUAGCAACCAUAGCAACUCAACUUCAGGAUGUGAGAUUUCCAAAGAAUAACCCUGAGCUGGAAAGCUUGCUUUCUUACACUGAGUCACAGCUAAAAGCUCAUGAAAAGAAGAUCUAUGUAGAACCAAAGAGAGCCAUGCAACAUUGCCUCAAGAAUAUGGAGAAGCACAGAUUUAUCUGUAUAACAGGGGAGGCAGGAAGUGGAAAGACCAGCUUCGGACUUCAGCUGAUGCAGCAUAUAAGGAGGAAAAACUUAGACUGUACACCUAUAAUUCUCACAGAAAGUAGUCAGUGGUUUAAAUUUAUAUCACCAGAUAAAAAGUUUAUUAUUUUUGUUGAUGAUAUUAUAGGAAAGUCAAGUGUUAGUGAAAGGGAUUUUGAAGAAUGGAGAAGGGUUUUUGAUGCGAUGCAUCUUCGUGUAAGUGAUGAUAAAUUCCCUACGUUUGUUAUUUUUUCAUUACGAAAUUGUAUUUGGGGUUUAAAGAAGGAUGAAUUCAAAGGUUAUAUUUUAUUUAACCUCUUUAAGACUUCUAAUGUUGAUUUGUCAGGUUCAGAUUUUGGCAUGACCAUUAAACAAAAGAAAUCAAUGUUGUACAGCUAUUGUAAAUGUUAUAAGAUUUCAGUUUGUUGGUCUGAGUCUGAAGAGAAUAGAUCUUUUGAGGUUUUUGAUCCCAGUGCUUUGUGUCUCUGUGAGGAAACUUUGAAUAAUAUCGCACAAUCGAAAACAGUUAGUGGUUUUCCUCUAUUAUGUGAAGAGUUUUUUAGCAACCCAGAGUCCUUGAAACAAAGGUCAAAUUUUUUCACCAUCAAUUCAGCAUGCAAUCAUUUUAAAAAACUCGUGGAUGACUUGUUAUGCAAAAAAAUGUAUUUGCAUUAUGUUAUAUUAGUUUUGUUCUUCUUGGAGGUUUUAACAGAAAAAGUGUACUCUAUACAAGAGAUAAUGAAACAAAGAUCAAAGAUAAAGGAAAUUGCAGAGAAAAUUUAUUUGUUUCAUUUCAUAUCACAUCAGUUGAACAAAGCUGAAAUUCAGGGUAGCCUUCAAGAUUUACAGAACACUUUUGUACAUAGUACAGAUGAUGGGUACAAACUUAAGCAUAUGGUUGUGUAUGAAGCAAUUUUACUGUCCUUUGGGGAAAGUUUUCCAUCUCCAUUUCUAGAACUUGUGAACAGGAACGAUUUAUUUACAUUUGUUAGGUCACAUAAUUACAAACCAGAAAAAUGGGAAAUCUGUGUACAUUUAGAAGAUGACAUGACAGAAGCUCUAGCUAGAAAACUGAUAGAUAUUUUUGCUCCUAAUACGUUUGAUGCUUACACAGUUGUUUACCAGCAUCCAUCUUUUAACGAUGAACAGUUGGUGUCUUGUUUUUUGGACAUAGUGGAGGAAGAUCCUAAAUUCAGAGCUUUUUUAGAUUCGUUUGUGGCUGGGGCUUGCAGUUACAAGAGAGAUAUCUUAGCUAGUGAAACAGUCAAAAGAUUUUCCAGCGUUUUUAUAUAUGACUCUGAUAUAUUAAAUGUAAUUUUGACUCAUGAUCUUAUUGAAACCUUCAAUCAAUUCAUUAAUAACUUUGAAUUUCGAAAAAUACUAGUGGCUCAUAUUUUGGAAGAAGAUGCUGAUAGCACAAGUUUUUUUCACGUAGCUUCUAUGAGUUGUUCUAAGAGGUGUUUUUUCGGUAUUCUAGAUUUACUUCUAUCCAAAGAUGAUGAGCUAGAGAUAGAUAGAGACAAGCUGGAUGUGUUUUCAAGAAAUACAGUUUUUGGGCUAAUAAUCGGAACUCUGACUCAUCCGUAUGAGUCUACAAGUAUUGAUUUGAAAGAGGAAUUAAUAAAACUUACAGAAUUAAUGACAACUGAGAAUGGAAAGCAGUUAGCUUACAAAUAUAUUGUUAAGAUUUCUCUUUCAAACGAGAAGUUUGAUAUUGCCCUGGAAUAUCUUCCAUUGAUACAUGUAGUAUCUUUCACAUAUGAGGACGUGUUGUCUGUAUUGUAUACUUGCAUAAACCAUGGUAGGGACGAGUUUUUCAAUGUAUUUUGUAAGAAGAUAAAAGGAUCAAAUUUAAUUGAUUCUAAAAUGGUUAAUGUUUUGUUGGCACUAGCUAACAUAGGGCAGAGUGAAAACAUGGUCAUGAAGUUCUUACAUGAAUUUAAUAAUCUGUGCGAUUAUAAUUUUACUCUCCGUAUUAAUGGUGAUACAAUACUACAUAUGUUUGAAAGGCACUCUAUCUCUGAUGUUAAUAUGCUUUUCAUUCUACAAAGACCAGAAGGAGAGUUUAUGUUUACUAAGGUAAAUAAUAAAGGGCUGACCCCUGUACAAUGUAGAAGAUCUUAUCCGAAACUCAGAACAUUUCUAAGUAUGGAGAAUCUUCUUCAGUAUUCUCCUUAUGACACAGAAGGUCAGUAUCCAGAUAUAGGUUUUAGCGAUGAUAUGCAGCUUCUCUACCAACCUAAUACAGGUAGUUUUACACGAACGUAG
This is a messenger RNA of Saccostrea cuccullata (small rock oyster), 3425 nucleotides long. RefSeq lists its product as uncharacterized. The transcript is spliced from 5 exons. Bases 228 to 3425 code for a protein of 1065 amino acids. NCBI's taxonomy places the organism in Eukaryota, Metazoa, Mollusca, Bivalvia, Ostreida, Ostreidae. The record is from RefSeq and is a predicted model, not a curated record.